UAUAAUACAUAAUAUAAGUUUGUGAGUGUGUACACACGCCGUGGCCGAGGUAUGUUUUUUUUUUUUUUCGCUUCCUUUUUUAACACGAUUUAUUUUUUUUUUCUUACUCUCCCCCGUUGUAUACGCGUAACAGUUCCCCCGACGAUCGCUCUCGCCAGAAAUUACACGAACGCGCGCCGAUUUCAAAUACCAAAAGUCAUAUGGAAUUUUACAGCAUCACCCUUCGCUCUCCUCCGCUCUCUCCUCUCUCAAACCCACGAGCAAAUUCGCCAUCGCGGCCCGGCCGCAGUUUUGGCAUCGGUCAUGGUGAUGACGCAGCUAUAGUCAGUAUAGUACUAUGUCACCUGACGCCCGCGAGGAUACGUGUGCGGUGUGCGGCGGUCCGGCCGCACAGCGGUGCGCAAACUGCCGGGCUGCGCGGUACUGCGGCAGGGCCCACCAGAGGGCCCACUGGAAAGACGGACACAAGGCCGCGUGUCACCCGUACGUGGUGCUCACCUCCCCGGCCCUCGGCCGUCAUUGGGUGGCCGCUCGGGACAUCAAGGCCGGCGAAGUGUUGCUCGAGGAACGGCCGCUGGUCGUCGGCCCGAAGGCCGGCUCGCCGCCCGUCUGCCUGGCGUGUUACGCGCCCGUGACCGACGGUCGAACGUGUUCGGCCUGCGGUUGGCCAGUGUGCGGGGCCAGAUGCGAGAUGGCGCCAGUCCAUCGGCUGGCCGAGUGUCCGCUGAUCGCUGGCCAGUAUGACGCUCGCAGAUCGGCCGUCUACUGUUUUGUAACGCCACUCAGGUGUAUGCUGCUUGACAGUAGUGAAGGCGACCGCCGCGCAGCGUUUCGGUCACUCCAGUCGCAUCUGGACCGCAGAAUAGGCACCCCGCUGUACCAAGCGUACGCGAUUAACGUUGCCGCGUUCGUGCUGGACCGGCUGGGCUUACGGCGACUAGCAGAUAGUGACGGGGGCCCACACGACGAAAGGUCCGCACUGGAGGCGACCGCCGUGCUCGAUACCAACGCUUUUGAAGUACGCCGGGAGGGCGGCCGCAAGUUUCGGGCCGUAUACUCUCAGGCGUCCAUGAUGGCGCACAGCUGUACGCCCAACACUAAACACGUGUUUGUCGGCGAUCCGGCCGACGGCUGUCCGGUGAUUCGCAUCACAGCUGCGGUGGCCAUCGGUCUUGGCUGUCCCGUGACGGCCACUUACACGCAAACGCUGUGGUGCACGCGGGACAGGCUCCGGCACCUGCAGUCCGCCAAAUGUUUCGAAUGCGCGUGUCCGCGGUGUACCGAUCCCACAGAGCUCGGAACGCACUUGGGCUCGAUAGCGUGCCGGGCGUGCGCCACCGGCCGCGUGCCGAUCACCGCCGACGGCCCGUGGCAGUGCACCGGUUGUGGCCGGCGAACCGAUGACAGCGGCGGUGACGGCGUGGCCGAAGCGGAGCACCACGUUCGUUCGUUAAGCCGAGCGGACGGUGCGGGUUUCGAGCGGUUCGUGAAACAGGUGUACGCCAGCGAGUGGCUACCGCUGCACGCCGGCCACUACGUAACGGUGGGCGCCAAGUACGCUCUGGCUCAAUUGUACAGCAACCGGAUUUCAGGUUUGACUUGACCGCAUCAUCUCCGCGUCUUAUUUUUAUUCGUGGUUUUUGCUUUUACAGAGCUGACGCCGGCACAAUUGAAAUACAACACGAAAAUAUGCGAAGAACUGUUAUGGCUGGCCGACGUACUGGAACCGGGAAUCACGAGGUUCCGGGGCCUGUUGCUAUUCUAUCUGGUCCGCGGUCUCAAACAGCUGAACCGCGUUACGAAAACCAAACAGGUCGGUAUUAUUUUACUAAAGGUUAACUUAAUAUUUAAAACAAUAACGAAACAUGUUUCAAAAACGUGUAUGCCCUAAACACAUUUUUUGUAACUAAAAACACGUUUAAAACGGAAAAAAACAUUUUUUUUUUGUUUGUUAUUCUUUUCGCAACCUUGAUUUUAUACCUAUACAGAUAUUUUUUCUGUACAACUAUACAACGUGUUCAUUGUUUAUGUGUGUACGAAUUUCAGAAUAACUACGAGACGAUCAAGAAUUACACAGAAGAAGCGGUGGUCAUACUGAAAACCGAACCCGAUCUGGUGCAUUUAAUUGAACAGUUACAAUAAUCGACUAAUAGUCGAUUAUUAUUAUACAAUCUUUUUUCAUUGUGAGAUCGUUAGUUUUUAUUGUACCGUAGUAAACAUUACUAUUGUAGAAACAAUAAUACGUCUUUUCCAAAAGCUGUUCACUCGUUAUGAUAUCCACCGAUAAACCGUUCGGUCGAAAUUACAUAAUUCGCCUUUACCCCUUCUACUGCUAUUUUGUAC
This is a messenger RNA of Cinara cedri, 2343 nucleotides long. NCBI's taxonomy places the organism in Eukaryota, Metazoa, Arthropoda, Insecta, Hemiptera, Aphididae. The record is from the annotation of a GenBank genome assembly.